This is a messenger RNA of Acinonyx jubatus (cheetah), 3618 nucleotides long. Its product is annotated as 60S ribosomal protein L21-like. The transcript is spliced from 2 exons. The record is from RefSeq and is a predicted model, not a curated record. Gene Ontology annotation, molecular function: structural constituent of ribosome. Bases 1 to 543 code for a protein of 180 amino acids. Gene Ontology annotation, cellular component: cytosolic large ribosomal subunit; ribosome. NCBI's taxonomy places the organism in Eukaryota, Metazoa, Chordata, Mammalia, Carnivora, Felidae. Gene Ontology annotation, biological process: translation.
AUGGCACAUCACAAGCCAUGGCCUUUCGGCCGGAACUGUCAUCUUCCAGUGAUUGGCCAAAACGACCAACACAAGGGAAAGAGGAGAGGUACUCGCUAUACGUUCUCUGGGCCUUUUAGAAAACAUGGAGUUGUUCCUUUGGCAACAUACAUGCGAAUCUACAAGAAAGGUGAUAUUGUGGACAUCAAGGGAAUGGGCGCUGUUCCAAAAAGAACGCCCCACAAAUGUCACCAGGGCAAAACCGGAAGAGUCUACAGUGUCACCCAGCAUGCUGUUGGCAUUGUUGGAAACAGACACGUGAAGGGCAAGAUUCUUGCUAAGAGAACUAAUGUACGUGUUGAGCACAUUAAGCACUCCAAGAGCCGGGAUAGCUUCCUGAAGCGUGUGAAGGAAAAUGAUCAGAAAAAGAAGGAAGCCAAGGAGAAAGGUACUUGGGUUCAACCCAACUGCCAGCCUGCCCCACCCAGAGAAGCACACUUUGUGAGAACCAAUGGAAAGGAGCCUGAGCUGUUGGACCCCAUUCCCUAUGAAUUCAUGGCAUGAUAAAUGUAAAAAAAAACGACAGACUUCAAGACUGUAAAAAAAAAAGGGGGGGGGGGGAUGUGGGCAAAAUAAAGGGGAGAGAUUAUCCGAUAGGAACACCAGCCCAUUACUGUCAAGAUUACAAAAAAUAAUAAUAGGUCUGAUAUCCAAUAAGUGUGUAAAUGGGCUUUAGGAACCCGUGGGUGGCUCAGUUGCUUGAGCGUCUGAGUUUAGCUCAGGUCAUGAUCUCACGAUUCAUGAGUUUAAGCCCCACGUUGGGCUCACUGCUCUCAGUGCAGGGCCCACUUUGGAUCCUCUGUCCCCCUGCCCCUCUGCCCCUCCCCCACCCACUCUCUGUCUCUCGAAAAUAAACAAAAAGUUCAAUAAAAAUUUUAAAAAUAAAGAAACUGGCUUUAGCUUUUCAGAAAGGCCGUACACUCUUUCAUUUCUUCUAUAACUAUUUCUUAUAUUCCUACCUUGUGCCAAGUUUACAGUGGUAAACAAGACAGACAAGAGCUUUCAUGGACCUGUGGGGAGAAAGCAAUAAAGAAAUACGAUCAAGAAGAUGCCUUCAGGGGUGCCUGGGUGGCCCAGUUGGUAGAGCGUGUGACUCUUGAUGAUCUUGGGGCUGUAGGUUCAAGCCCCACCUUGGGGGUAGAGAUUACUUAAAAGUAAAAUCUUUUUUUUUUUUUAAUUUUUAAUGGUUUUUUAAAUUUAUUUUUGAGAGAGAUAGAGUGCGAGUGGGGAGGGGCAGAGGGAGAGGGAGACACAGAAUCUGAAGCAGCUCCAGGCUCUGAGCCAUCAGCACAGAGCCCGACGCAGGGCUCGAACCCACAAACCGUGAGAUCAUGACCUGAGCCAAAGUCGACACUCAACCGAUUGGGCCCACAAAUAAACUCUUAAAAAAACAAAGAUGCUUUCAGAUUUCAAUGUUCUGUGAAGGAAAUAAACAGAGAUAGGACAGAGAGUGACUCCAGACCUAUACAGAGAUUGGGGAAAGGCCUCCCAGGAGAGGACAUUUACACUGAGGUGUAGGGUGAUAACUUAAAUGUCAAUGUCCAACAAGGCCAAAAAUAAAAAUGUGUAAAGGUUUACACAUGGUACUGUGUAAACUGAACAGCUUCAUUUUCAUUCUCCCCUUUAAAGAAGAAGCAUGGCCAAGCAUUUAAAAGUCUAUACCAUCUUCUAGAAAAAGUACGAACAGGGGGGCCCUUAUAAACUCUUAUUUGGUGGGGGGUAUUAUACAACCCUUUGGAGAACGUAAGACACCUAAAGUUGAAGGUGCGGGUUCCCUACAACCCAACACUUCUAUGUCAAGGUACAUUCAUUAUUUUUUAAGGAUUUUAUUUUUUUGAGUAAUCUCUACACCCAGAGUAGGGCUUGAACUUACAACCCUGAGAUCAAGAGUCACACAAUCUACCUACUGAGCCAGCCAGGAGGUGGCUUUAGUUAUAUUUUUUGGAUGAACCCUUAAAAGAUCUCUUCUUAGGGAAGUAAGGAAAGGUUCUUUUCAAUUCAAAAUUUGAACCAGAAGACAAAAGUAAUGAAUUAACUCUACAAAUAUUCAUAGAAUACAUAUACAUGCCAGGAACUAUUCAAGGCUCCAAGAAACCCACGGUGAAGGAAACCAUCAAAGACCAGGCCCUCAUGGACAUAAUGGGAAAAUCACACAAGAAACAAAUAAAAAGCUUUACCCUCACUGUACUCUUAAUAUAUACCCAGUUUGUGAUCCUGGUUUUAUGCAAGAGGAAACUGAGUCUCAAGGAAAUUGUCAUUUGCCCACAGCGAGCCAGCUAGAAAGAUGGAGAACAUACUAGCCCAAGACCUUGGCGCCUGAACUCCACUUGGGUCAGUGUCUACCUUCCCCAGUGGAGCCUAUGAGGAAGGCGGGUGUGAAUUUUCCUUUCCUUUCCUUUCCUUUCCUGGGCACCCAUUGCCUGGCUCAUAAAGAGUUGUGUGGUUUUAAGAUAAGAGCAGGUCGUGUACCAUAUUGGAGAACUAUCGGGAAAUAAAGCCUGCUUAAGAGACUGGGAAUGGAGACAGAUUUCAGAAUUAUUUACUCAGGUGUGGGAGUCAAGUCUAAAGAGAUAAGAAAGGGGGCGCCUGGCUGGCUCAGUUGGGAAUACAUGUGACUCUUGAUCUCAGGGCCGUGAGUUCAAGCCCCACGUUGGGUGUGGAGCCUACUAAAAAAAAAGAAAAAAGAAAAGAAAGAAAAAACAAAGAGAUAAGAAGAAGGACCAUUCCUUUCUCCGAGCCAUGCACCGCCCUGAUCACUUCCACCUGACUUCUCCCCCUUUCUUCCUUGAAGAGAACCCCUAGCCAGUCCCUGACAGCAAAAGUGUGACCCAGAUGCUCUCAACCACUGAGACAAGGACGUAAGACGAGACCCUGGCAAGUGCCUUCCAUAAGGGGGCAGUAGGAAGAGAAGUGAAGUCAGGCAGAGGAGAAUCAAAAUCAGGUGUCCCUGUUUAAUUUUUAUUCUCCACUGAUGAGGAAGUCCUGCUUUGAGAUACAGCAGCCCACAGAAUGGGUGAGGAACCCCUGCAUCUUCCUGCCCAGGGGCCAACCCUCCUGCUUCUAUAACAGAAUGGCUCUCAUAGGGACGCUCCCCUGAAUUUGUCUUUUGACACAUUUUUCUUCUAACAGGAAAGUUACAAAUAUACUAAAGUAGAAAAAAAAUCACACAACGAACAUCCCCGCACCCUUCACCCGUAGUCAACAACUCUUAACGAUUCACAUUCGCUUUAGGAUAUUCCCAUCUUUAAAAAUGCCAGCGACAGGGAUUUCCUUUUAUUUUGAUUGUUCUUUGCAUUUACCGUGUGUCUGUUUUUACUAAGUUCCUAAGUGAAAUGUUAGCUUAUUUAUUUUCAACCUUUCCUUUCCUAAAGAAAUGUAUUUUCCUUGUAUCACGGCAAGCGUAUCCCACAUUUUUUCAAAGCAACUCCUGUUUAUAUACAUUUAUGCAUAACUGUGCCCAAAAUGAUGCUUUCAAUAUCAGGGUCAUUUUACAUUUUUUCCUUUCUUUUUUGAUUUCUGCCAACUUCUCCCCCCUCCCUAUAUACUCUUCCUUCUCCCCCCAUAGCCCCUGUGCAGGAU